Molecule: messenger RNA, 1802 nt
Organism: Solanum verrucosum
Lineage: Eukaryota; Viridiplantae; Streptophyta; Magnoliopsida; Solanales; Solanaceae
Exons: 2
Coding region: 247-1599 (450 amino acids)
Source: RefSeq, a predicted model, not a curated record
UUUUAUUUUAUGAUUUUACAUUACCGAAAAAGGAGCUUAUUAGAGUCGUCUUCUUCCUACAGAUGAACACAGUAUUUUCGAGUGGAGCCAAUUCUGUACACAAAUCCCUAUGGAUUCUAUUUAAACUUCUUCUCAACAACGGCGCACACUAGUGUUUUUCUUUAUCCUACGCUUCGCUUAUUAGUUCUUCAAUUUUGCCUUUAACUUUACAGAACUUGGCGAAACUGAGUGUGGGCACAAACCAGAAUGGAUCCGUGUCCUUUCGUGAGGCUCAGUGUCUGUAAUUUAGCGUUAAAAAUUCCGGUUGCUUCGAAGCCGGCUCGUUCCGUCGUGCAUCCGUCGUCGUCGUCGUCGCCGUGUUUUUGUAAAAUCAAGUUGAAGAAUUUUCCUCUCCAGACGGCGGUUGUACCGUGCAUUUUACCGGAGAGUCAGUUUCCGGACAGUCAGAUACAAAGUCAUGCGGCGAGUUUUCAUCUGAACAAGUCUGAUCUCGAAAAGCUGGUUGCAAAGUCUCUGUUCGGCGGCGGGAAGUUGUACCUUCAAAUCUCAAUUUACACCGGCAGGCGAGGGUCGACAUGUGGUGUGAACUCUGGGAGGUUGCUAGGGAAGGUUGAUGUACCGUUGGAUCUGGCGGGAACGGAAUCUAGGUCAGUAUUAUUUUACAAUGGCUGGAUUGUGAUAGGAAAGGAAGCGAAGAAUUCUAGUGCUCAGUUUCAUCUGAGUGUUAAGGCGGAACCCGACCCGAGAUUCGUGUUUCAGUUCGACGGAGAACCGGAAUGCAGUCCUCAAGUAUUUCAAAUUCAAGGAAAUAUUCGUCAACCUGUUUUCACAUGCAAAUUCAGUUUCCGUACCCCCGGCGACCGUAAUCAGAGGUCCAGGUCUUUGCCAUUGGAGCAUAGUAGUUCACGAGGAUGGUUAAGUUCGUUCGGAAGCGAAAGGGAGCGACCAGGGAAGGAGCGAAAGGGAUGGUCAAUUACAGUCCACGAUCUCUCCGGUUCACCAGUCGCCGCUGCGUCAAUGGUUACACCUUUCGUAGCCUCGCCCGGUUCAGACAGGGUAAGCCGGUCCAACCCCGGCUCAUGGCUAAUUCUCCGGCCAGGUGACGGAACAUGGAAACCAUGGGGUAAACUGGAGGCGUGGCGCGAACGUGGUUCAGCAGACGGGCUUGGCUACCGGUUUGAGCUAAUCCCAGACUCAGCCGCAACUGGAAUAGUGCUAGCCGAGUCGACAUUAAGCUGUAGCAAAGGUGGAAAAUUCGUGAUAGACCUUGGAACGAGCGUGUCAACUAAUGGGAAGUCGACACCUGUGAACUCGACGUCACCGGCGUGUAGCCCUAGAGGAAGCGGUGACUUUGGGUAUGGAUUAUGGCCUUAUUGUAUGUAUCGAGGUUUUGUGAUGUCGGCUAACGUGGAAGGUGAAGGUGGAAGUAAGUGCAGUAAACCUACAGUGGAAGUUAGCGUACAACACGUGAACUGCACGGAAGACGCAGCGGCAUUCGUGGCUUUGUCAGCUGCCAUUGAUCUCAGCAUUGAUGCUUGCAGGCUUUUCUCUCAAAAGCUUAGGAAAGAAUUGUGUCCUUCUCAGGAUUUACUUUCCUGAAAUUCUUUCAACUAUUUUUUCUCAUUCCUUUUUUUUACUUGUGAGUGGUAAAUGGUGGCGAUGAGUUUUAGAUAUCGUCGGUCACUAGUUGAUUGUUAGUAUUACUAACGAACAUUAUUAGGCUGUUUUCUUCAAUAUGUACAGAGAUUGUGGGGGAUUUGACUGACAGAGCACUUUUUUUGCCUUAAAUUGGGGUGUUGCUC